AUACACCUUCACCAACAGAGAAGUUUUUAGUGAAAUAUGCUUCUAAAUCAGCGUUGAAAGAUGUGUUCUCUAAGCUAAAAUUUGGUGGCCCAGUGUCGAUGUGCCGGGACGGGUCACUGGGCGCGGCCUCGUUGGGCGCCACUAGAGAUGCGCCCAAGACGCGCCGCGCCCCUUCUGUGCGCUCCGAUGAGCGACCCCUAGCCACGCAGGGAGAUAUGCUCAACAGUAUCAAGUUUCAAAGGAGAUUGCGUGAUUCUAUGAAUACAGAGAAAAAUGACACGCCCCAUGAGAAAGUCAGUCAGCCGCCCAGGAAGCCUAGUAUCAAGAACGUAAACUCUAGAACGACCAAUUUGAUAAAACCGAAUGUUAAUCAAGAUUAUAGCGGUAACAGGGAGAAGCAGAGCCCAAUAACCAGAAGUUUCUUCAACCCUGCGCGGCCGAUGUCACCGAAAGGCCGCCGAAGCCCGCAAACGACUAGCUUCUAUUGACCACGUCAUGGCGCAGCUGACUCAAAUUGUGUUGUGUAUUGACGUAAUAAAAG
Molecule: messenger RNA, 541 nt
Organism: Spodoptera exigua (beet armyworm)
Lineage: Eukaryota; Metazoa; Arthropoda; Insecta; Lepidoptera; Noctuidae
Source: the annotation of a GenBank genome assembly